ACUCAGAAAUAAGGAAAAGACUAUUUAUUAUUUUUCAUUUAGAUUUAGAAAAUGUCACAUAUAUCAAGACAGUCAAAAACACCUCAACUUCCUGUACUUUAUGUGAAAAAUUUAAGUUUUAAAGUAUCUACAGAAGAACUUUUCGAUCUUUUUGGAAAAUUUGGUCCAAUAAGGCAAAUUCGAUUAGGAAAUGAUAAUACAACACGUGGAACUGCAUAUGUUGUCUAUAUUGAUUAUAAUGAUGCAAAAAUGGCAUGCGAGAAACUCAACGGCUUCAAUUUUUCAGAUCGAUAUCUUACAGUACUUUAUCAUCAACCUGAAAAAAUAUCCGGAAAAACAGAUACAGCUGAAGAUAUCGCGUUAAGACAAGCCAAUCUUGAAAAACUUAAGCGAGAAUAUAAUAUUGAAUAGCAUUGUAUAUAUCUAUAAUAAAUCAUGCAAUAAAUACAUUUUUUUA
This is a messenger RNA of Pneumocystis carinii B80, 457 nucleotides long. RefSeq lists its product as hypothetical. The coding region runs from base 52 to 411 and encodes 119 amino acids. The record is from RefSeq and is a predicted model, not a curated record. Gene Ontology annotation, molecular function: RNA binding. Lineage: Eukaryota; Fungi; Ascomycota; Pneumocystomycetes; Pneumocystales; Pneumocystaceae. The transcript has 4 exons. Gene Ontology annotation, cellular component: catalytic step 2 spliceosome; U2 snRNP; precatalytic spliceosome. Gene Ontology annotation, biological process: mRNA splicing, via spliceosome.